AUGGGUGACACUAAAAAUUUGUCCGAAGAUAAUGGUGCUGAUAAAUUUAAUCUUGGAUCAGGGGAAGCCAAUCAAGCUACCACUUCAAAGUUAUCGGUGAAUCCAGAAGAGAACUCCCACAAUAUGAACGAUCUGAAAGCAUUGGAUUUUAAUUCUGCCGAUGAAGUCAGGCAAACAAUGAAAGCUGUAUUAUCAUGCAAAGAACCAUAUAACACCGCAGAAGAGAAUAUUUCCCAACGUAUUGUAGGUAACGUUGAAAAGAAAGUCAAUAAUGAUAAAAAACCAGUUGAAGUUGAGAUUGCAAAUAAAGAACAGAUAAACAAUUUAAUUAAAACUGAACCCAAAGAGAACAUAUGCGUGUUGGUUAAUCCUAAAACUGAAAUAUGGAGUUCUAACGACUGCAAUGUGAAGAAAAGACCUGGCAGACCACCAAAAGCAGGAACAUCUAAGAAGAAGUUGUUUAUUGGCGAAUCUGUAUCAUAUUUCAGCAAUCUCUUAGCGGAUCGUAUCAUAUCGGAAAUUGAAUUUCCGAUUGGCUCGCGGUGUUCCGUGCUCCAAGACCAGCAACAGUGA
Messenger RNA from Diatraea saccharalis (sugarcane borer), 573 nucleotides. The record is from the annotation of a GenBank genome assembly. Lineage: Eukaryota; Metazoa; Arthropoda; Insecta; Lepidoptera; Crambidae.